Messenger RNA from Owenia fusiformis, 1902 nucleotides. NCBI's taxonomy places the organism in Eukaryota, Metazoa, Annelida, Polychaeta, Sabellida, Oweniidae. The record is from the annotation of a GenBank genome assembly.
UUUAACUAGACUCUGCACGCAGGGUAGUAAUUGCAGCAGUGUCAAUUAUAGAAGCUAUACAUCUAGGCUAAGUUAACACAGAAGUUAAAGUUUAAAACAGAAUGACCUCGGGAUAACAUAAAAUCAUAAAAUAGCACAUUGACUCAAACAUCAAUAAAGAAGAACUUGGUCAUCAAACUUUUGCAUUUACCCGACCUGAUAUUAGUUUAUUGUUGAAGUUAAUGAAACUGUCCCGCCUGGUGUAAUGGUGCAAUAGUUGCGUGAAAAAGUGACCCUGUGACGUCAUGGAUAUGGACAUGGAAUGGGUUAUUGAUGAAAGUGAUAAAAGAAGUACUGAUUCGGUCCUCCGGAAGAUCUUUGCUGAUCUUUACAAAGCGUUUGACAAUGCAAAUACAAACGACGUGGAAUAUAUUUUGAAUACAUACGGACAAACCUUAUUGGAAGAUGAAAUUGGCUACCAUGGCAACGGAGUUGCCCAUCUUGCCGCCAUGUUUGAGUAUGAUUGUUUUGAUUGGAUAUUAAAGUCUGGCGGGGAUAUCAACGAGACAAGCGCAUUCUCCGGAUAUACCCCCUUGAUGAUUGCAGUCGUCAACAACAGCCAAUCGAUGGUAAAUACACUCCUUUGCCACGGUGUAAAUCUCGAAACCGUUGACAGAGAAGGACAUACUGCUCUUCAUCUCGCCAUCAUAUAUAAUCAGGUGGAGAUCGCGAAACUGCUGAUUUCGAAACAGAGUAAUCUAAACGUUCAGUCACGAGUGGGCCUAACUCCGCUUCAUUUAGCAGCUAUUCACAAGCAGGCGAUAACGACAAAACAUCUAAUUGACAAUGGUGCUCACGUUAAUGUCCUAGAUAGCAAUACAAAAUCUCCUCUCCAUCAUGCCACUGAAAGUGGUAGCUUGCCUAAUGUCAUUGCUCUUAUGAAAAAUGGAGCCAUGCAUAAUAUUUUUGAUAGUACCAACCAUUCGCCAUUAAUUUAUGCAAUCGAGCGUUCUCACGAUGACAUUAUGCAAUUUUUUAUUUCUUCUAAAGUCAAAGUCAACUUACGUGGUAAAUUAGGUAAGCAGCCUAUACACUAUGCAGCAAAAUUUGCCAACAGUUCUUGUUUAGCGACUCUCAUAGCAGCCGGGGCAGAUAUUCAUUCAUUGGAUAACAAUCAUAACGCCCCCUUGGCGAUAGCCGUCGCUCAAAAUAGACCAGACAACGUCAGGCUACUUCUCCACAACAAUGCCCAGAUAAACCAACAUAUAGGUACGUCAAUUUUGACCGUUGCUAUGGAAUCAAAUGCCGUUGACAUAGUGAUGAGUUUACUGCACGAGGGAUGCAAAUUUAGUGAAGAUGACAAGACGAACCUUUUCAACUUUAUAAACACUAAAGUAACUGAUCAGGAUUGUAAAACAAAUUUACUAGAUAUGAUUAUAAAUCCAGCUUCUUUAAAGCGUACAUGUAGACGGGUAAUCAGGGAUACUUUUACAGCAAAAACGAUAAACAAAUUAGAUGAACUUCCGCUUCCGACCGCCAUCUUACAAUAUAUUUAUCAAGUGCCAUAGAUCUAUCAUAUACUCCAGUGCGAAUAGGUCACUGUUAAAACAUAUGGAGGGGACAAAAACUCCGUCGACAGUUGGACCUAGAGUACUACACGUCUUGUAUGACGUCACUUGGAUUAUUGUCUCCAUGAGUUGGGUGCGACCGCAACUUUUUGAGCCUAUCCUCAGGCAUUUCGUCCAUGGCGCUGAGGAGAAGGGGACUCGGAAGAAAGAAGAACUACGUGAUAUUUGGAUAGAGGUGGACGUCAAGUGCAAGCUAUGGCAGCGAUUAAGACUUUGUUUUAGAUGUACGCACACUCCCCAUUGAAAUAAUCCUAGAAACGUCCCUGAUAUACAUCGUGGUAAGCCACGCCCUCUC